AUGGCCUUAACGGUGGAACUUGUCAAACUUGCUUUGCCAAGGCGUGUUCCAUUCCACUUUAUAUCGUCUGCAAGUGUUACUCGGUUUGUAUGCACAGAUUCCUUUGGAGAAAGUUCUGUGGCUUCAUUCCCCCCUCCUACUAUUCCCCAGGAUGAUUAUACAACAGCCAAGUGGGUGUGCGAGGUAUACCUAGAGCGUGUCAGUCAAUCACUAGGCAUACCAGUUUGGAUACAUCGUCCUUCGAGCGUGACAGGCUCUAAUGCGCCUAAGCUGGAACUCAUGAGCAAUGUUCUCCGUUACUGCCAAAGUACUAGGAAGAUCCCAGAUUCAGAAGCGUGGAGUGCUGUCUUUGAUUUCAUACCGGUUGAGUCGGCGGCGGCACAAAUCAUAGAAGUUGUGCAUGAAUCCGGUGCCACGUCUGUGGAAAACAAGGGAACGAGGUUUGUCUAUGAGUCCGGUGAAAUUCAGGUUGAGCAAAAUGAGGUACAAACGAUGAUGGAGGCAGAUGCUGGGCAGAAAUUUGAGACAGUUCCGUUGGCAGAGUGGGUUAAUGCUGCCGAGGCAGCUGGUAUAAGUCCUCUGUUAGGGGUGUAUUUGAGCCAGGCUGCAGAUAGCCAAAUUCUUCUUCCUAGGCUCGUCAAAGGGAGUGGGCAGGGUGCGGUAUAUGAAUGGGCCUAG
This is a messenger RNA of Penicillium subrubescens, 678 nucleotides long. RefSeq names its product Polyketide synthase-nonribosomal peptide synthetase. The transcript has a single exon. The coding region runs from base 1 to 678 and encodes 225 amino acids. Lineage: Eukaryota; Fungi; Ascomycota; Eurotiomycetes; Eurotiales; Aspergillaceae. The record is from RefSeq and is a predicted model, not a curated record.